Rhipicephalus microplus (southern cattle tick) is the source of this 1078-nucleotide messenger RNA. Its product is annotated as G-protein coupled receptor dmsr-1. The record is from RefSeq and is a predicted model, not a curated record. Gene Ontology annotation, molecular function: G protein-coupled peptide receptor activity. Gene Ontology annotation, biological process: G protein-coupled receptor signaling pathway. Lineage: Eukaryota; Metazoa; Arthropoda; Arachnida; Ixodida; Ixodidae. Gene Ontology annotation, cellular component: plasma membrane.
CACGGCGCUGAACUUGGUCGCUUCCAUGCAUGGUAUACGAGCCACCUUCACGGCUACCUGAGCAUGACUGUGUGCGUGUUCGGCAUCCUCGCCAACGUGCUUAACAUCAUCGUCCUCACGCAACGCAACAUGGUGUCACCAACGAACGGCAUUUUGACGGGACUCGCCGUGGCCGACAUGCUGGUGAUCGCCACAUACUUGCCAUACACCAUCACGACACACGUUAUGCCACCCACACGCACGCAGAGCUUCGGUACGGCAGUCUUCAUCCUUGUUCACGCGCACGUGAGCGUUGUCUUCCACACAGUGUCCACGUGGUUGACUGUGACGUUGGCCGUGUGGCGUUUUCUCGCCGUCAGCUUCCCGGCCUCAAGCAAGGAGUGGUGCAGCAUGCAGCGCGCUCGCUGGGCUGUCGUCAGCGUAUAUGUGUCGUGCGCUCUUUGCUGCUUGCCAGUGUACCUUUCGUUUACAGUGCACCAGGCAGGAACGCCACAGGAACCAUCGUACAAGGUCGACUUUAGUAACAUAACACGCGCCAAUGGCGCUUUCUUGCAAAAUCUAAAUUUUUGGACCUACUCGGUCCUCAUGAAGCUGGUCCCUUGUGUGGCACUAACAGGCCUCAGCCUUGGGCUGCUGCGAGUGCUCUAUGAAGCUAAGGCUCGCAAGCGACGCCUUCGGCGAGGGGCUAGUGGCCACAGCGGCCAUGGAGGUGGCAGUGAAGAGGCCCGGGACCGCACCACACGUAUGCUUCUCGCUGUACUCCUGCUUUUUCUGGUGACCGAAUUCCCGUCCGGUAUAGCUGCCCUUCUCAGUGGCAUUCUCGGCGAUGACUUCUUUCUGCACGUCUACAUGAACUUCGGAGAGGUUAUGGAUAUCCUGGCGCUGGUCAAUAGUGCUGUCAACUUCAUUUUAUAUUGCUCCAUGAGCAGGCAGUUCCGCAAAGCCUUUGCUGCUCUCUUCACGCCUCGUAUCAUGGCCAAGUGGUUUCCUCUGACGUCGGAACCGCCGAACAGUACCUACGCCACCACUUGUGUCUAGAGCAGGCUGCAUGCGCAUGCUGGCGUGCCAGUGGUGGCUU